GGGCAAUGCAGAACAGUGGUGAGUGCGUGAUCCGCUGGCAGUGCCCCCUGCUCAAGUCAGGUGGGUGCGAGGUUCCCCAGGGUACAGCUGCGUCCUCUUGGUAAAGUCACCCCGUGCUGAGUGACAGGAAUGUUCUCCUAGCCACUCCUGAAUGACACCCAGGGCAGCAUCCGCAAAUCCUUAGUCCCGGCCUUGUCCCUCAGAAAUGUGCGUCUUGUACUGCUCAGCCCCCUCUCGGCCAGCCCGAGCGCGUAGAAAUCCCGUCAAAGGAAAGGUAUUGGGCACCAGCCAAGGGGAGGGUCCCGAACACUCAGUCCAAACACGCUGCUUUGGAUGGAACCAGCAGAGACGUUUAUUAACUGCAGAAAGCUCGAUUCUCAUUGAUUGCAAGUGAUAAGGCAUAAACACGGAAGUGAAUCCCUAAUUUACCCAACUAAGUGAAGUGAAAAGCAAAAGGGAUUUUUCUCACCAAAAGCUUGUAGUAGAUUUCACAGGCUGGAUUUCCUUUCAGCCUGGGACACCCCUCACUUGGUUCAGUGUCCUUCCAGUGAAUAUACUGAUGGCAUGAGCAAAGACACCCUGGCAUAUGGGCUGUCCUUUGUGAAGUUCCACUCGCAGCCCGAAAACAACGAAACCCAAUCAAAAUCUGCCUCCCCGAAGGUGACCAAGCUGGGCCAAUUUAAGGUGAAGGACGAGGACAGCAGUUCUGCCUCAAUGAGGCCCGGGGCCCUGUUCUUCAGCCGAGCUAGCAAACCGCUUCUCACGCCGCCCAGAGCCCCGCAGACGGAGGAACCAUCCCCCAGCUACGCCGUCUCCACCCUCCAGGCCAGCACACCCGGCGCCUCCUCCCCCUCCCCCUCCGCCACAGAGAAACCCGCCGCCAGGACCUCCCCCAGCCGCGCUGCGGCCUCCCCCAAGGAUCCGGCUCCCACCAAGAGGAAGUUUGAGUUCAGCAAGGAGAACUCGGCGCCCCCCUCUGCUCGGAAACCUGACGCUGAGGCCCCCCACCUCCCGCAGCCAGCCCCCAAGAAGGCCAAAGCCCCAGAGCCGCCCCCCCGCAGGCCGCCAGCCCCCAAGAAGCAGCCGAAGGAGCCGUCGCCGGAGGGGGCGGGGGAGGAUUUUCAUCGCCUCCUGCAGGGGACGGUCUUCGUGCUGAGCGGCUUCCAGAACCCCUUCCGCUCCGAGCUGCGGGACAAGGCGCUGGAGAUGGGCGCCAAGUACCGGCCCGACUGGACUCCUGACAGCACCCACCUCAUCUGCGCCUUCGCCAACACCCCCAAGUACAGCCAGGUGAAGGGGCGCGGGGGCACCAUCGUGCGCAAAGAGUGGGUGUUGGACUGCCACCAGGCCCGGCGGCGCCUGCCCUGCAAACGGUACCUAAUGGAUGGGCCACCCGCCUCGGGCAGCGAGGAAGAGGAGAGCGAGGAAGAGCCGCCCGCCCGGACCCGCAAGACCCCCUCCCCCCGACAGAGAGCCGGGCUACCCAGCUCCAACCACCAGGGCAAGGCACCUGCCAGGGCCCAGCCGCCUCUGUGUGAGUCCUCAGGGGAGGAGACAGAGCCCGGCACAUCCUGGGCCAACGCCGGCAACUCGCAGGCCGGGGGGGAGAGCUCCCCGGCCUCCACGGACAGCGGGGAGCCCGCAGGGGCGAGAGACCGCGGGGAGGGCGACUCCGGCGACACGGACGACGAGCUGAGGAGGGUGGAGGAGGAGCACCGCAAGAAGCAGCAAGCGGGUCGGGAGGCAAAUCCGGACCCCGACGACGACCCCUACGGCGGCUCCACAGACGAGAACACGGAUGUGGAGGAGGAGCCGGAUCAGCCCAUCCCGGAGCUGCCUGAUUUCUUCGUGGGCAAACGCUUUUUCCUGUAUGGAGAUUUCCCCUCCCAGGAACGACGCCUCCUGAAUCGCUACAUCACGGCGUUCAACGGGGAGGUGGAGGGCUACAUGAGCGAGCGGGUGAACUACGUCAUCACGGCCCAGGAGUGGGAUGACACCUUCGAGGAGGCUCUGAACGACAACGCCAACCUCUCCUUCGUCCGCCCUCGCUGGAUCUACACCUGCAACGAGCGUCAGCGACUCAUCCCGCACCAGCCGUACGUGGUGGUGCCGCGAGCGUAGGGCGGCGCUCGGGGAUCCCGCUGGCGCAGGGUGGCACGGACUCAGUGGGGCUGGCAGCUCUCCUGUGUACAGACGAGACGCUGGGUGGGGGCGGUUUUAGCUGUUCUCGGUCCCUGCCUCGGCCUCCUGUUCGCGUCAAUGUCAACAGCAGGGGCUGAGCUGGGCUGUGCCGGGGCAGGGCCGCCCCGAACGUACCCACCUCCCCUGGCCAGACUCCCUGUUCCCCUCGAUGUACCCCCCCAAUCUUCCCUCCUGGCUCCUCUACCCCCUUUUCCGCCAGCGCUGUCAUUUCGACCUGUCGGGUUAAGCCUGGAUUGAGUCUGUGUGCGGACGCCCCCAAAGGGAUUUGAACCCAGCUUCUCGCUGUUCGCCCGCCCUACGAAUACAUCCCUUCGAACCGGUGUCCAGUCCCCUUCGCCCGCGCGGGCUUUCUCUCCCCCCCCCCCCCCCGUGUC
Trachemys scripta elegans is the source of this 2576-nucleotide messenger RNA. RefSeq names its product X-ray repair cross complementing 1 (gene XRCC1). Bases 565 to 2121 code for a protein of 518 amino acids. Gene Ontology annotation, biological process: double-strand break repair via nonhomologous end joining; base-excision repair; single strand break repair. Gene Ontology annotation, cellular component: nucleus. The record is from RefSeq and is a predicted model, not a curated record. Lineage: Eukaryota; Metazoa; Chordata; Testudines; Emydidae. The transcript has 14 exons. Gene Ontology annotation, molecular function: damaged DNA binding.